Messenger RNA from Strigops habroptila (Kakapo), 2319 nucleotides. It is a transcript of the gene SIMC1, whose product is annotated as SUMO interacting motifs containing 1. The transcript is spliced from 10 exons. NCBI's taxonomy places the organism in Eukaryota, Metazoa, Chordata, Aves, Psittaciformes, Psittacidae. Bases 25 to 2085 code for a protein of 686 amino acids. The record is from RefSeq and is a predicted model, not a curated record.
GCCGAGCCGCCGCCCGCCGCGAAGAUGGCCGACAGCGUCGUCCUCAUAAGCGACCAGGACUCGGAGGGCAGCCGCUCGCCGCCGCCCCGGCGCCGCGCCCGCCGCCCGCCGCGCCCCGCGCUGCCGGCCCCCGCGGAGAUCAUCGAUCUGACCUGCGAGGAUAUAAGCACAGACCCGGCGCCAUGGAGGAGCCUCACCUUCAUUGACCUGACAGAGGACACUUGCAGCCCUCCCCACAGCACCGGCCAGGCUGACCAGGACCCCAGGCAGGCACCUGCUUCCCCAGCGGUGCACGUGUUCUACCCCUGGAUCUACUCCACCCUGAAGCAAGAAACGGAGGCAAGGGCAGGGCCGAGUCCUGCAGCGCCCUGUCACAGCACUCCUAUGGAGCCCACUACCACCGUGGACAGAGCGGAAAGCACAAAGAACUGUAGCUGCUUCUCUCCCACCUCCAGCUGCCACAGCUCCUCCAGCAGCCCGGAGCAGAACUGCAGCACUACCACUUUUAACAGUGACUUGGGCUCCCUGGCCAGCAUGCAGCUGGACUCAGACCUGCUGUCCCUGUCCCCCUCCAGCCUGGACAGCAGCAGUAGCUGGAGAGCCAGUGGCCCAGAGGAAGAGACUCCCCAUAUCUGCCAGCAAAGGGAACUCCCCCCGAGGCUGAGCCCUGUCCCAGCCCUCCCCACAACCCCAGGGAAGGCCCAAGGGCCUUUGCUGGAAGCAAAUGACUUACUGCCACACAAAGCAAUCCCACAAGUGACUCUAGCCAGGACCAAGGCUGAAAGCAAGACCUGGCUGAACAAACUGCAUUAUUUCAGGAGGAGUGGAGUCCAGCACCUCUUCCUCCAAGGCGUAACACCCGAAAGGGAAACACAGCAGAAACCUGAGCUCAUGCCCAGCGGGAAGCUGAGCAUGGUGCACAACACCAUGGAGGAGAACUUCGUGGAGGCCACCUUGCAUUUCCUGAACGAGUUCGUCUCCUACCAGCACUGUCCCCCAAAAGAAAUCAUCUCCUACUUGAUCAGACAGAUCCUGUUGAACCCCCACAGAGGAGAGAUCCUGAAGGACACCUACAUGCUGCUGAUGAAGAUCCAAAUGCUCCAUCCAGCCAACGCCACCACAGUGGGAUGGGACUGGACGCUGCUGAAAUGCAUCAUGGAGGACAAGGAGAAGCCCCCUGGCCAGCUGCUCUUCCUGCAGUACGUGGUGCAGACCCUGGAGGACGACUUCCAGCAGAACCUGAGGCUGCGCCUGCUGCAGAAGUCAAUUGCCAAGAAGGUGCUUUCGUGUGACAUGUGCUUCAACAACGUCAAGGAGGUGGUUGAAUGGUUGGUCGCAACAGUUACAGGAGUCAGUUUGCCGCCGCCGCAGGAGCAGCCACAAGAAACUACAUCAUCUUCAGCAGAAGCAAGGGCCGAACACAGCUCAUCUGCACCAUGGCUGGCCAGCACUGACCAGACAGAGGUGGCUCCACCAGCUUUCUUCACCCAGAAGGUGAUGCUCCUGCUCCAGCGGAUGUUGUCCAUCGCAGUGGAAGUCGACAAAUCUCCCAACUGCAGCUCCUGUAAGAUCGCAGAUGUGAUAUUCCCAUUUAUACUGAAUAUUCCCCUGAGGAGCCAAAGGGAAGCUUUCCUAAAUACCAUGGGGAGCCAGCUCCUGCGCUGUAAACUGCUAGAGCUGUUGUUCCAGCAUAGCUGUGAUGUGCCUACAACCUUGCCUUUGUCUCUGGCCAAGAUCCUUUAUUUCCUGAGUCACUCCUCUGUGCUGCUGCAAUACCAGGAUGAAACAGCAACAUGGCAAAAAUGGGAUGAGAUGCUGGAGUACUUGAGUUUGCUGCUGCUGAGUUACCAAAAUGUAAUACUGGAGCACUUGCGGAGCUCACUCACUGACCGGAUGGAUUUGAUCAUUCAGAAAGCCAAGCCCAAGCUCCAGGACAGCGACGACAUUGGCCACCUGGACAUCCAUCUGAAGGUAGAGGACUUCAUCAGCCGAAUGCAGCAGGUUCUGGGGGAGCCUUUUCCUCUGCAGAUCAUGGAGAAACUGAGCAUGCUUCGGGAGUUAUUCCUCAUUGUCACCGCUACCUGAUGGAGACAUCCACUGCAGCAGGGGCACAAAGAACUGCAUGUUUCCUCUAUAAAACCCCAUCAAAACCCCAUCUCUUGCUGCAGUCUCAAGUGUUGUACAUCAUGAGUUUGGUUAUACAUUUCUUGGGGGGGGAGUGUCUGGUUUACAUGGUCUCAGUUUCAUAUUUGCCUCAUUCUGCAGUUUUACCAAGCACUUUGUACACUUUAAAAAAUAAAUUAUUUUUGUACAUGCUGA